UUCACUUCCAAAUUCAUACAUCAAUAUUCUCAAAAACUAAUCACUCUUUAAGCUGUAUCCAGUUCUUUUUGUUGUGUUUUGCUUUGCAAAAAAAUAUGGCGCAUUACCAAUCUGGAGGAACCGAUCAGUACGGCAACCCAAUUCGCCAGACUGAUGAAUAUGGCAACGUAAUCUCCGAGACCGGUCAGUACGGUGACCCCCUUCGUCGGACCGGUGAGUUCCGUGAAACUGACCAGUAUGGAAACCCUGUGCGUCGAACUGAUGAUGUGUUCGGUAACCCAGUUGGAACUGGGACGGGGAUGGGGACCGGUGGGACAUAUGAGACGAGCGGAUACGGUGGGGCAGGGUAUGGAGGAGGACACCAUCAGCAGCAUAAGGAGCAUGGGGGCAUACUUCAUCGCUCUGGGAGCUCCAGUUCUAGCUCCUCGGAAGAUGAUGGGCAUGGAGGGAGGAGGAAGAAGGGGCUGAAGGAGAAGGUAAAGGAGAAGCUGCCAGGACGUCACCAUCAUGAGGGGCAAGCAGUGUCAACCACGACCCCGGGCGGUUAUGCGUCGGCCGAGCAUGGUGGGCAGCAUGAGAAGAAGGGAAUAAUGGAGAAGAUCAAGGAGAAGCUUCCGGGACAUCACUGAGAAUGACUUGGAAAGUGUCCAUGUUUGUAUGCUGUUUAUAUUAAUAAAAUUACCGCGGUGAUCUUAGAAGGGGUAUCAUGAAUAGAUCAUAUAUAUAGAUCUAUAUAAAAAAAAACGAAGGCUGUUAUGUCACAAAUGAUCAAGUAAUUUAAGGACUAGCUUCGGUUGAUGCGUGUUAUGGUUGUUUGUAUUAUGUAUAAUUUCUGGGUUGUGUGGUUGAAUCAACAAUGUUUCUCAAAUAUGUUACAAAUA
This is a messenger RNA of Cucumis melo (muskmelon), 881 nucleotides long. RefSeq names its product dehydrin DHN1. Lineage: Eukaryota; Viridiplantae; Streptophyta; Magnoliopsida; Cucurbitales; Cucurbitaceae. The coding region runs from base 96 to 629 and encodes 177 amino acids. The transcript has 2 exons. The record is from RefSeq and is a predicted model, not a curated record. Gene Ontology annotation, biological process: response to water.